Molecule: messenger RNA, 2392 nt
Organism: Ceratotherium simum simum (southern white rhinoceros)
Lineage: Eukaryota; Metazoa; Chordata; Mammalia; Perissodactyla; Rhinocerotidae
Gene: SERPINF2
Product: serpin family F member 2
Biological process (GO): negative regulation of endopeptidase activity; negative regulation of fibrinolysis
Molecular function (GO): serine-type endopeptidase inhibitor activity
Source: RefSeq, a predicted model, not a curated record
GGGCUCCACUGGGCUGGCUGGAGCCCGGGCAGAGAGAGGGGAGCACCCAAGUGGGGCCAGAGGGACAUUGUGUGCAGCAGCGAGGAGCCUGCAGAGGUAUGAGGGGAGGGGAGGGCCGGGCGUUCUGUUCCUUGAGCAGGAGAGGAGGAACAUGGCGCUGCUCCGGGGACUCCUGGUGCUCUGCUUGUCCUGCCUGCAAGGCCCCUGCUCUGCGUUCUUUCCUGUGAGCGCCAUGGAGCCCCUGGGCCAGCAGCUAAUCAGCGGGAUGUCGCAGGAGAAGCUCUCCCCGAUAAUCUUCCUCAAGUUGGGCAACCAGGAGGCUGGUGGCCAGGUUGCCCUGAAGAAGGCCCCAGGAGACUGCAAGGCGGCCCCCACCCCAGAGCAGACCCGCAGGCUGGCCCAGGCCAUGAUGGCUUUCACCACAGACCUAUUCUCCCUCGUUGCCCAAAGGUCCACCAGCCCCAACCUCAUCCUGUCGCCUCUGAGUGUGGCCCUGGCACUGUCUCACCUGACACUGGGUGCUCAGAACCAAACGCUGCAGAGGUUGCUGCAGGUGCUACAUACAGACUCAGGGCCCUGCCUCCCCCACCUGCUGAGCCGCCUCAGCAGGGACCUGGGCCCUAGGGCAUUCCAAUUGGCUGCCAGAAUGUACCUGCAGAAAGGAUUUCCCAUCAAAGAGGACUUCCUGGAACAAUCGGAGCAGCUCUUUGGCGCAAAGCCCAUGAGCCUGACGGGAAGUAAAGAGGAUGACCUGGCAAACAUCAACCAAUGGGUGAAGGAGGCCACGGAGGGGAAGAUUGAGAAUUUCCUCUCGGAGCUGCCAGAUGAUACAGUGUUGCUUCUUCUCAAUGCCAUCCACUUUCAGGGUUUCUGGAGGAACAAGUUUGACCCAAGCCUCACCCAGAGAGACACUUUCCACCUGGACGAGCAGUUCACGGUGCCGGUGGACAUGAUGCAAGCCCGCACGUACCCUCUGCGCUGGUUCUUGCUGGAGCAGCCUGAGAUACAGGUGGCUCAUUUCCCCUUUAAGAACAACAUGAGCUUCGUGGUCAUUGUGCCCUCCCACUUUAAGUGGAACGUGUCCGAGGUGCUGGCCAACCUGAGCUGGGACAUCCUGCACCAGCCCUUGCUGCGGGAGAGGCCCACCAAGGUCCAGCUGCCUAAGCUGCAUCUGAAAUGCCAGCUAGACCUGGUGGGCACUCUCAGACAGCUGGGCCUGCAGGAGCUGUUCCAGGCCCCAGACCUGCGUGGGAUCUCUGACCAGAGACUGGUGGUGUCCAGCGUGCAGCACCAGUCCACUCUGGAGAUCAGCGAGGCUGGCGUGGAGGCGGCUGCGGCAACCAGUGUGGCCAUGUCCCGCAUGUCCCUCUCCUCCUUCAUCGUGAACCGCCCCUUCCUCUUCUUCAUCCUCGAGGACACCACAAGCCUGCCCCUCUUUGUGGGCAGCGUGAGGAACCCCAACCCUGGUGCGCAGCAGGAGCGCAAGGAGCAGCAGGACUCUCCGGACAUCAGGGACUUCUUCCAGAACCUGAAAGCCUUUCCCCGUGGAGACAAGCCCUUUGGCCCUGACUUGAAACUUGAGCCUCCCUCGGAGGAGGAGGAUUAUCCCCAAUUUAACAACCCCAAAUGAGGGGCCGUGGCUGCCAGCAUCCUGAGUCCCUGCCAGGGCCAGCCUCUCAACUGAUGUGACUCUAUCCAAACAGCUUCGUGGGAUUAGGGGCGGGGGCCUACGUGGGCAGUCUGGGAGAGGAGAGGAGCCAUUCUCUCCCAUCUCCUGUUGGGGAGUUUGGGGUAGGGUGGGGCCGGGAGGAGGGCAGGCAUCAGGGAAUUGUGGGCCUUGAUCCCACAUCAUUUCUUCCAAAGGGGCUCAAAGGUUGUCCUUGUUGGGGCUUGGGCAGAGGGGUGGCUAUGGAUUCACUUUUGUCAGGAAGGUAGGUAGGUUGUUCCCUAAGUCGGCUGGGGCAACUCCACAUUUGUUUACCAGAGAGGGAGGGACAGGGGGGAUUGGAUACCCUGCCUGGGAGAGGAGAGACAGGCCCUGGGGGUGGCCCUGGGGGCUGAGCUCUGUCCUGGGUUAGACACUGUGGGUCAGCCUUGUCCUUCUCUGUGGAUGGAGGCCGAGCAUCCCACAUACCUGCCUCUGCCAUGACCUGCCCAAGGCCCACCAGCCUCCAGCCCACCCUGAUGCCCUGUCACCUCCAUCUCCCCACUGGUCCUUGGAGGUACCAACACUGCCAGGACUCCCCUUCCUUCCUUUCUCCUCUUUCUCCUCUGCCCUUGUCUCAGGGGCUGAGGCGGGGUGGUGGGGGAGGCCGUUAGCUUCCUAAGGCUCUUUUGUAAAGUUUUUGUAGUGAUUUUUAUGUCACCUGAAUAAAGAAUGAAUGGGCCUGGC